CACGUUUCUCCGCUUCACUCCGCAGGCUGUCACACUCCGCAGGCUGUCUGAGCGCGGUUUUCCUGCCGGGGCAAACCUCCCGAACCAUCACGAGCCGCCGUCCAUUUGCUGGUAAUCAUGUUUGAGACCAGUAGGGAUGAUUUGUUCCUGCCUUCCUAUCAGGAUGAGGAGAUGGUGGAAAACCUGUUGUCCAGUGAUGAGUCAGAUGGAGGUGGUUGUGGUGGCGGCGUCUCCCUGGCCAAGGCCCUGCUCCCCCUGGUAGAGUCCUCCUCUCCUCCCCUCAUCCCCUGGGUCUGCUCCACCCGCUACAAGACGGAGCUCUGUACCACCUAUUCAGCAACUGGUUUCUGCAAGUAUGCAGAGCGCUGCCAGUUUGCCCAUGGCCUCCACGAGCUCCAUGUUCCCUUCCGCCACCCAAAGUACAAGACAGAGUUGUGUCGCAGCUACCACACAACUGGCUACUGCUACUACGGAAGCCGCUGCCUGUUUGUCCACAGCCCCACUGAACAACGGCCCGCCCAGCGCCGCCGCAGGAAUGUCGCCUGUCGCACCUUCCGCUCCUUUGGUGUUUGUCCCUUUGGCACCCGCUGUAACUUUCUGCAUAUUGAAGGUGGAGAUGUUGCCAGCGGUCUGGAGUCGCCUGAUGUUAGUGAAGAGAAGACUCCACCUGUUCCCAGUCCCCAGCACCAAACACACUCCAGGGAGUGGAAGCCACGUGGAGCUCUGUGCCGCACUUUCAGCUCCUUUGGUUUCUGCCUGUAUGGCACGCGCUGCCGCUUCCAGCACGGCCUCCCCAGCAAGAUCAAAACCUCUGACCAAGGAGGGUCCUUCUGCGCUCAGCCGUCCCCUGGCAGUUCCGGUUUACCUUCCCCCACCUCCCCCUUCACAUCCACCUCACCCAACUCCUCAACCUCCUCUUCUCCAUCAGCCUCCCCUCUCGCCACCCCGCCUGCGGAGGCCACGGCCCACAACGCCUUCACCUUCUCCAGUCAGCACCUGAGCGACCUGCUGCUGCCGCUGGCCCUCCACCUGCAGCAGCUGGAGAGCAGCAAGGCCCAGGAGAUCUGGGACAACAGGGCGCUCUAAGUGGACGUGGUCAUAGUUAGAACCAGCAUCAGCACUGA
Messenger RNA from Chelmon rostratus (copperband butterflyfish), 1124 nucleotides. RefSeq names its product cysteine three histidine 1 (gene cth1). Lineage: Eukaryota; Metazoa; Chordata; Actinopteri; Chaetodontiformes; Chaetodontidae. Gene Ontology annotation, molecular function: mRNA binding; metal ion binding. The coding region runs from base 118 to 1086 and encodes 322 amino acids. The record is from RefSeq and is a predicted model, not a curated record. The transcript has 2 exons.